GGCCGCACCGGUAGGAAGUUUAUUUCCGAAGUCCCCCAGAGUAACCGGGGGUGGAAGGAAAAGUUUGUUUUCAUCGAGUUUCCCCCUUUCGUCACUCCCCUGGCCGGUCUUAAAUGGAACGACCAUCUGCUUAAUCAAGAGUACGCUGCACCGGCCUCCGCUCCUGACUUGGAAGCGAGUCUCGAGGUCCUCAUGCGCCGAGAUCCUUUCACCGGGAGGGUUUUUCAUUACGGCAGCUGGGUUUGGAGGGUCGAGUCGGGUGGUGAGGGUACCUCCCAGGCCCAUGAAGCAGCGGGGCGCGGGGUACCCUCCCCGGGCAACACUGCAGAGGCCGAGGGCUGGAACCACCCAGGGGAGAUCGGGCCCUAUGCAGUUGAGCAGCUGGGGAUGGGGUCUCCUUCGGAGGUUGCCCGGCUGAAGAAAGAGAACGAAGAGAUGGGCUUCAUCUUAAAGAGCCAGGCCAACGAGUUGACUCGGUUAUCCGGAAUGGCCGGGGCGUUGAAAGCUGAAGUCUCCCAGCUCAAGGAGGAGAACGGCCGGCUUAUGGAUGAAGUUUCUGAGGCUAAGAGGGAAAUGGCGGAGAAGGAAGAAACCUUCCCCGGGCGCGCAGCCGCCUGGGUUGAAGAGAACAAAGCCGAUGCUGCCCGGGUGAUGACGGCGACUCCGGAGGCCACCAUGGAAUCCUUCAGGUUUCUGUACCGGGAGCCUGAGGGAAGGAAAAUGAUAACCGCGAUUGGAUCUUUUGGUUCAAGAGCGAGGGAAAUGGCGGAGAAGGAAGAAACCUUCCCCGGGCGCGCAGCCGCCUGGGUUGAAGAGAACAAAGCCGAUGCUGCCCGGGUGAUGACGGCGACUCCGGAGGCCACCAUGGAAUCCUUCAGGUUUCUGUACCGGGAGCCUGAGGGAAGGAAAAUGAUAACCGCGAUUGGAUCUUUUGGAUUCAAGAGCGGUCAGAAGAAAGACCGGAUUGCCUCCCACCGGGUAUUGCUGAGAAGGGACCCGGAGUUUAGCGCUGCUUCUUAUGGCCUGGCACCUAUCCCGAAAGAAGAACCCACUCCCCCCUUCCCCCUCGAAUGAACUUUCCGGCUGCGCCCGGUUGAAUUGUUUUGUAAAAAACUUCAAACCCAUUU
Messenger RNA from Cuscuta campestris, 1127 nucleotides. NCBI's taxonomy places the organism in Eukaryota, Viridiplantae, Streptophyta, Magnoliopsida, Solanales, Convolvulaceae. The record is from the annotation of a GenBank genome assembly.